Astyanax mexicanus (Mexican tetra) is the source of this 2525-nucleotide messenger RNA. It is a transcript of the gene gpr137, whose product is annotated as G protein-coupled receptor 137. Bases 728 to 1885 code for a protein of 385 amino acids. NCBI's taxonomy places the organism in Eukaryota, Metazoa, Chordata, Actinopteri, Characiformes, Acestrorhamphidae. Gene Ontology annotation, biological process: positive regulation of TORC1 signaling. The record is from RefSeq and is a predicted model, not a curated record. Gene Ontology annotation, cellular component: lysosomal membrane. The transcript is spliced from 8 exons.
AAGCAUUAAUAUUCCGCUUCGCUCUCAGUUGAGCCGCAGACUGGAGGAGGAACUGAAGUGUACACAGUGGCAGCUGACUGAUAUUUAAAUUAUUACCAGGAUAAGAUAAGGUUGGAAUACUUUCACAGACAGCUGGGCUUCGUUUUUGAUACUGACAGCUUUCUUUUUUUUUACUCUUCUUGUGUUGACAGUUUUAAUGUAGGUAAACACAUGAUGUGUGCCUGGAGCUGUUUUUAUACUCAUUAGCUAGAUUAUAGCUAGGAGAUGACUUAUUCACUGUCAGAAAAACAGCAAGAAUUUCAGGGUUUUAAGUUUACUAUGUGUUUUACAAUAUAUAAUUCCUCUCCUGAUUAGCCCGGAUCAACAGUAUUUAUUGAUUAUCUAAGGGACGAAACCUGCAUAGCUGCACGUCUUGAAGAUUUAUCUCGGACUCCCUGUUUUUUUUUUUUUUACCACAGGCAGAGCUAGAUCAGAUAUUUAACCCCUUAACAGGCCAGGAUUUUUGUCAGUUGUCUGCCUGACAUUACACCACUAAAUCUUGAGGGCUUUGACAUUUUAAGGGGAUAAACAAAGGGACUAACUAUCAGCUAAACCAAAUAUUGAGUGUAGGUUUCCAUUCUUUUUGUAUUUUUUCUCUUUUUUUAACUCCAGUUUGUAUUUUUUUUACUUACCUAAUUUUAAAUCAUUCUAGCUAUUUUAUUUCUUCUCUGACACACCACCAACCACCAUGGAGGUAAUACCUACUAAUCCUAACUCUUCCUUGCCGCCACCACCACAACCUUUUCCAAUAAGCCCAGCUAUGGCUCCAUCUGUACAACUCGGUGUCACCAUAGUUUACACAUGUCUGUAUGGAGGUUUGUUCUUAAUAGUAUACGCUCAGCUUUGGCUGUUGUUACUCUACCGCCACAAAAGAUGGAGCUACCAGAGUGCUUUUCUUUUCCUCUGUUUGUUCUGGGCGGCACUCCGCACUACGCUUUUUUCCUUUUAUUUUGGUAAUGCUCUGGCAGCCAACCACCUGCCCACCCCAAUCUACUGGCUCCUCUACUGCUGUCCUGUGUGCCUGCAGUUCUUCACUCUGAGUCUCAUCAACCUGUACUUCACCCAGGUUUUGUUCAAAGUUAGAGGGUUAUUCAAUAUUGAACCCAGUAAAGGACUAUGGGCAGCUCGAUGUAUGUAUGCAUCUAUGAGCAUUGUCUUUUUAUGCGUCAACAUGGUUUGCGCCAGCUUAGGAGAUCGUGGGGGCUCCGGUGGAAUUGGGGCCAAAACAUGGAGGCUGGUACUGGUCCGAGUCUUGGUGAACGAUCUGCUUUUCAUCAUAGAGGCUGUGUGUCUGGCCAGUUCACUGCUUCUCUUGACCCGUUUCUCUCCAUCCACCAGCCCUUAUUUGCACAGCAAGGGAACAUCUCUUUGCCGGACAGCAGUGCUUGGAGGUGGUGUAAUCCUGCUAUUUUCAAGCAGAGCAUGUUACAAUCUUACUGUGCUUAUUCUGUCACAGAAAUAUAAGGUAGCAUCCUUUGGCUUUGACUGGUACAACAUCUCUGAUCAGGCUGACCUUCGCAGUGAGCUUGGAGAUACAGGGUACAUAGUGUUUGGGCUUAUUCUUUUCAUAUGGGAGCUUCUACCUACCAGCCUGCUUAUUCUAAUUUUCCGAGUACCUCGGCCACCACAAGAAACGAAUUGCAGUCCAGCAAUCAACACAAGAGGACCACGCUCAUAUUUCUUUGACGACCCACGUGGGAUGGAUAGUGAUACUGGUUCUACUUGGACACAUGGCUUGCGGCCCAACAACAGCUGGUUUGGUUCCAGUGAGACAACUCCACUCCUCUUCAACAGGACAGAUCAGAGCAACCAGCAUCACUCCCUUUACUCAACUCCACAGAAUUAAGCUCUCCACAGGGACAAGGCAUAAGGGAUUUGUCUCUGAUCUGAUUCUCAGGCAGUACUGUAUCAGUACCUCAUCCUGUGGACACCAAUUGGUAUCAUUUGCACUGACGCGCUGUACACCUGCUUGCACCUUGCAUUUUUCAAUUUUAUAACUGUUGACAGAACUAAUAGACAUUCUUCUAACUUAAUAUCUUAAUAUCUGUACCAGCAAUUUAAAGGGAUGUGCAGGCUCUCCCCUGUUUACAUAAAUGAGGACCAAUAACCUGUUUCUGUAGGUUAAUGUAAUGAAGCUUUAGUGGAAUGAACUCACCUUUGUAUUUAUCGUUUUAAUAUAUCUACUCUUUGCUUUCAAACAACUGACAAAUGUGAAUGAAUGAUUGAUUGAUUAAUUAAUCUAAAUUAUUUUAUAAUAUUUCAUAAAGGGAACAAUGACAGAUUUUGAUCAUAUUCUACUGUAUUUAAAAAUGAUUUUAUAGCAUUAAAUGUGCAUACUGAAUUUUACAUAACUUGAGAUUUUUCCUAUAGAAUUACAUAUUUUCCUACAGUGUAAUGAUAUUAACUGAAAAACAAUGAGUAAUUUGAAUUGACCAGUUUAUUCUGCAGUAUGUACAUAUUCUCCUAUUAAAACACUUUAUACAGUA